UUGGUUCAUUUUUGUCCACCCUUAUCACAAGCGACUGGUACAGAAGGGGGCGUUUUUAAACUUAGAACACGUGCCUUGCAAAAUUGUCAACAUCAUACCUGAUUUGCCGUUUAAGUGACCCCUCACGUGCUAUCACCUUGUAGAGUUGUAAAUAAGAAUCGAUUUCUUGUGUACGUGGGAAGAGAACUGUGAGAACAAUUCCUUACAUAAGUUUACAAAGGGAAAUAAUGUCGUCUGAAAGUGAUCCACUAUUAAUCCAGGGUGAUGAUGGUCGUCCCGGUAAUUUCUAUGAGGAAUUUAUCCAACCAUGCCUAGCCGAGUUAGUAGCAGUAACAUUGUUUGUGUUUGUUGGAACCAUGGCGGUCUAUGAUACCGUAUCACCGACACCAGACACCCCUGCAUCAGCAGUGGCAGUGGCUCUUGCACACGGACUGACCAUAGCUAUUUUGGUAGCCGUAACCGGCCCGAUCAGUGGCGGUCACAUUAAUCCAGCUGUAACUUUUGCAAUGGUUUUAUUAAGAGAAAUGAAACCAGUUUUAGCAGCAGGUUAUUUUGUAUGCCAAAUAAUUGGAGCAUUACUUGGAGCUGCUUUCACUCGGGCUGUAAUAGGAGAUGUAAAAUAUAAGCAAAUCGGUGGAGGAGCUCACACUUUAGGGGAAGGUGUUGAGCCUGGUCAAGGUAUUCUGUGUGAAAUCUUACUGACCACUGUACUUAUACUCGUCAUUCUGCAUGUUGCUGUUGAUCCAAAAACCCAAAAUCCCCUUGCACCUUUGGCUAUUGGUUUUGCAGUCACAGUUGACAUAUUAGCUGGUAUAAGUGUCACUGGUGCUUCCAUGAAUCCAGCAAGAAGCUUUGGACCAGCUGUAGUUAUCUCUGUGUUAAAAUCAUUCUGGGAUUACCAUUAUAUUUAUUGGGUUGGACCAUUCCUUGGUUCUGUUUUGGCAGCUUUCAUCUACAAGUUUAUAACAGCUGAUAAAAGCAAAAGAUUGAUUUUCAAAAAUAACUAAUAAAAAUGAACUGACCUUAAUCAACCUCAGUACCUGUUACAUGAUGCCAUGUCAGAUGUUAAUGCACAGCACUGAGGAAAGCAUUACGAGCAUAUCAAAUUUUUGAUUAUUUUGUUUUUCCAUUGAACUUGUUUAUUCAAGUGUUUUAGGAGAUUAAAAAUGAUUAUGGGUAGACAUUAGCAGUAUAUUGUGUUAUAUUAUAUAUAGUUAUGGAUGAAUUCUUUGUUAUUGGUUUUAGGUAUAAUAAUUUUAAGGCAUCAAAAUAUUUUACUUUUUAUUAAAGGGGAAGUGCCCGAUUUCAAAGGCCACAGUCAAUAAAUGUGGUUUUAUUUAUGUAAAUCAAAAACCAAAAGGUGACAAUAUAUCAUGUUUACCUAUACUAACUUAUGCUAAAAUAUUUUAAGGAUGCAAGCAUUUCAUUGGUUGAGAGUUAAAAUCCUAAUACAAAUUUUAGCUUUUAGCCAAUGAAAGGGCUGAAUUCUUAAAAUAUUUUAGUUUUUGUUUUUGUGAAUAAGGCCCCAGGCUAUUAGAAAAUGAUCAGUGUAUGUACUUUAAAUAAAACUAGGUUAUGUAAAUCUUUUAAGGAUUUUUAAUUUUCAGUUGUCUGGGUUACUUGAUAAUCAUAACAAUCAUAUUUGUCAAGUAGAUAGAGAUGGUUAUCCAAGUGCUCACACAGCAAGAAAUUUGGGGACUUAUGGUUAAAUCCUAAAUGGUAACUGAAAGUUUUUUAAAAAAAAAUAUCACAGAGCUUCAGACAGUUGUAAUGAACUAGGAUUAAGUCUUUCAACCUGAAUUAAACCAUUCUAUUCACUAAAAUAUGGCUUCCCCCCUUUAAUAAAUAAUAGUUAUUUUAUUGUUAGGCCAUACAAAAACAAAAUAUUCUGGUUCUUAGACAAUCCUUAUUAAAAAUCUGAUGCAGAAGAAAGGUUUUUAUUUUUGUGUUUUUAUUUUGUCAAAGGAUUGCUACUGGACUAAAUGACUUCUCAUAAACUUGGCGGGAGCCACAUUGGUUAAGUGUGUAAGACGCUGGCUCGCUAGCCUGGAGGUCACAUGUUCGAUCCCAACAUUGGCCAAGAAAUUCAUCAGGAUUUUUCGGGUUGGCUUCUCCUUGUCAGUGUUGCAGAACAGAGGGACUGAUAAGGACAGCUGUCUAGUCGUUUGGAGUGCACGUAAAUGAUCCCUUGGUAGUUGGAAUUCGAUAUAAGAGUAGGCCAUAGUGCUGCUGCCCGGGCAAAAUUUUCCUCAUAGCACACUGUAUUGCGUAUGAUCGUCUGCAUUAGCCAAGUCGGAACAGAACAGUAGGACGCUAAACCCCAUUUAAUUUCAUAAGCAUGGCAUUUCUACCCAAGCUGCUACAUUUAUCUCAUCAUGUUGUUUAACAGGAAUGUAUGAUUAUCAAGUAUCAUUUAUGAUUGUCAGUAUCAGAGUUGUGUAUUUGAUAAAUGCGCCUAUGCCACAUGUCAGGAUUUGUUCAAAUAUAUUUUAGAGCUACUUCCUGUAACAGGGUAAAACAUUAACUGUGGUAAUUAAUGAGACACAGAUUUUAUCUGAUAACCAGAAAUUUGUUUAUAUAUGACCUCAUAUAUAUAUAUAUAUACUUAUUUACAAGAUUCAUGUUGAAUCUAUAAAACAGUAUUCAUCUUAUUGAUAUAUAGGUAUCUAUUUUUUAAUAAUAAAUUUAUAUAAUAUAA
Molecule: messenger RNA, 2698 nt
Organism: Patella vulgata (common limpet)
Lineage: Eukaryota; Metazoa; Mollusca; Gastropoda; Patellidae
Product: aquaporin-8
Exons: 5
Coding region: 228-1007 (259 amino acids)
Biological process (GO): transmembrane transport
Cellular component (GO): plasma membrane
Molecular function (GO): water channel activity
Source: RefSeq, a predicted model, not a curated record